AUGCCAGAGCCGGCGCCGCUCGGAGGGGACAGGAAAGCAGCAGAGAGGAAGCGGGUGGAGAAGGUGGGAGCCAAGGCAGCACCUCCAGUGCCCAGGAGCCUCCCGGUGCAGAGCAAGGCAGAGCCCCCCAGCCUGGAGCCCUCGGAGGAGCCGCUGCUCUGGGAAGGGCUCACCCUCAACAAGUGCAUCCUGGUGGCCUCCGUGGUGGCCCUGCUCAGUGUCACCUUCCAGGUGCUCCAAGCACCAUGUUCCAAGGAGGGGAUCACCCGAGGCCGGCAGGAGCCUCCACCACCACCUCCUCCCCUUCCCGAGGUGCUGAGCCCCAAGGAGGAGGUCCCAGAGGUGGGGACAGCCCGUCCUGUCCCACCGGAGAGCCCACCGGAGAGCAGCGCGUCGGAGGGUGGAGAGGAGGAGGAGGAGGAGGAUGACGAUGACAGCGAAGCCGACAGCAACCUGGCAGAACCCUGGAUCUUCAAGAAGUGGUUUGGCCGCGCGACUCCAGAGGAUGAGGACAAGGAUGAGGACAAGGAUGAAGUUGAGGAUAAGGAUGAGUAUGAAGACAAGGAUGAAGAACCCACAGAUGUCCCCGAGGUGCCACUGGCUGCAACAGAGGUGAAGAAGAGUCAGGAGAAGCAGGAGAAGAAGCAGCCUCAGAAGAAACGGGACCGGGAGAGGAAGGAGAGGAAGGAGAGGAAGGAGAGGAAGGAGAGCCGGCGGGAGCGGGACGAGCCCAGGAGGGAGGGGGGGAAGGGCCGUCCUGGCAGGGCCAACGGCAGCCGGGAGAGCCCCAAGAGGGACUGGAAGCAGCAGAAGGGCAGGAAACCCUGGGAAUCAGCUCUGGGCAAGGACAGCAGGGCCAGGGAGGGCAAGAGGCGCGACUGA
Messenger RNA from Pipra filicauda (Wire-tailed manakin), 882 nucleotides. It is a transcript of the gene JSRP1, whose product is annotated as junctional sarcoplasmic reticulum protein 1. The record is from RefSeq and is a predicted model, not a curated record. Lineage: Eukaryota; Metazoa; Chordata; Aves; Passeriformes; Pipridae. The coding region runs from base 1 to 882 and encodes 293 amino acids. The transcript is spliced from 6 exons.